Geodia barretti is the source of this 280-nucleotide messenger RNA. The record is from the annotation of a GenBank genome assembly. Lineage: Eukaryota; Metazoa; Porifera; Demospongiae; Tetractinellida; Geodiidae.
GUACAAAGUGGGCAUGUCCGUCUUCUGCAACAGUUUUGGGGCUCGUGCAGGAAGACUAGCCAACUCUCGCUCUCUGCAGCUGUUCCAAAACCGGGUUCGGGGAAGGAACGAUGAUCUGUCACGUGGGAGACGAAGAGCAAGCAGCCGCGGGGCAAUGAACGUGUUCGACAGAACUGCAAAGAUACGUCAGAAAAACAGAGCACACGCCAGUCCUGACGCACAGACCUACGACUACAUUCGGAACGAGUGCUGCUUCCCAGAUAGUGGACAGAGUGUGUGA